AUGCAAAAAUCCAAUUUAAGACAAAGGCCUAAAACAGUCAAAUUCAAGAUUCCCCAAACUGAACAGCAUUUUCAGAUCGAAAGGCCACUUUCAGAUCGCUUUUCCACGUGGGAAACGGUGCAAACGUUCUUACCGCAUGACAAAGUAUCUAUGGAACCCGCAAACAAGCAUGAGUCUGACGUGUUAAACGCAUAUGGCCUUCAACCCGACGACCUUCUCAUUGUACCCCCCCUUAAAAAUCUUCCUAGCCCUUUUGACUACCACUCCAAAAUCAAUGGAGACAAGAGUUAUGUUCACCAACCGAGGCUUUCGGUAUCAAAGUUGUUGACAGAUGCAUGGUGUGAGUUGAGAAGCUUUUAUGAAAUUUAUGCGGGGCUGCCUCGUACAAGCCCUCUGCCGACGAUGAAAACUGGCACUGAAUAUCACGCAAGAUUGGAGCUAAAAGCUCACCCAAAACGAGAAGUUGUGACGCUUAAAACACAAAUCAUAUUGUUGUUGUCGAAAUUAUCCCCCGAAGUUCGAAAUGAGCAUGUAAGAACACGACAUGGCAGUUCCUUCGCACAGAACUGGAUGGAACAAACUGUGUAUCGCUCUAUCUGCGCGAGUCAUACCAAAGUGGUAAGAGAACUAUUCAUUCAUGGAUUUUUAGACUUGAAGCUGGGUAAUCUUGUAACUAGUCAGACGAAAUUACGCGAUGGGGUUCUCGUCAAUGGUAUUGCGGAUAUCGUUAGAAUCGACGCUUUUAACGCGGUAGAAUACAUCAAUGACGCAGGGUUGUCGAGUCCAUUGCAUGAAAGCCUGGUUGAAAGUUUGCCAGACGGAAGUACUGAAUUUUCUCUGACUCCUGUUCUUGACCUUUCUGUUGAGAUACCUAAAGCCAAGAAAUUUAUGACUAAUUUGGCCCGUGAUAACUUUUUGCACAUGAGGGAUGUCAAAACCAGAAAGCUGAAUACUGUUCCUAACCAGGUUCUGGCAGUCAAUGCCGCCAAAUUGCAGUGCAUGUACUACGCAAUAUUUCUACACAACCUUUCGAGGAGCGCAGAAUUUGCGUAUGCGAGUUGCUUGGAAAAUCUAAAAACAAGAAGAAUCGACCCUGAUGAGCCCAUCAGCAUCGCGUUGGCAACCGAAUUUCUCGUCGUCAAUUUCAGAGUAGUUGCAUUGGAUUGCGUGCGCUUAGCCAAAGGCCAGCAUAUUGGCUUCCAGAAAUUCGACGAGUAUGCUCAUAGACUGCUGGAUUACUCUCUUUCUCACUUUGUUACGGAAGAUGAAUUCCGGCUUCUAAUGAAGAUUCAUUACGGUGAGGAAUUAGAUAUAAGUGACUUUGAUUUGACGCCGUUAUUCACCAAUUGGAAAAUACCCCUCACGCUUCGGUAUGUUUCUGCUCGGACAGGUCAGGCAUUCAAUAUUUAUGAAGCGUUCGAGCCAUCUUCCGUUUGUGUGGAAUACCACAACCCGCUGAAACAGGAGAUUAUAGCUCGCAUGCAUUACCCGUUUGACAGGAAUGAAAUUGAGCAGUCUGUCGAGCAGUCAGUAAUGAAUGAACUACGACGUACAAAGAUGUUAGACGCCAUCAAAGGUAAUACCACACUGGUCUAUGGCACCACCUCUGCAGACUUCUGGACACAAGUGCCAACUAACUAA
Metschnikowia bicuspidata var. bicuspidata NRRL YB-4993 is the source of this 1641-nucleotide messenger RNA. It is a transcript of the gene DEM1, whose product is annotated as Dem1p. The transcript is spliced from 3 exons. The record is from RefSeq and is a predicted model, not a curated record. Gene Ontology annotation, molecular function: single-stranded DNA 5'-3' DNA exonuclease activity. Lineage: Eukaryota; Fungi; Ascomycota; Pichiomycetes; Serinales; Metschnikowiaceae. Bases 1 to 1641 code for a protein of 546 amino acids. Gene Ontology annotation, biological process: interstrand cross-link repair. Gene Ontology annotation, cellular component: nucleus; mitochondrion.